ACAUGGUUCAAUCCUGAAAGCUUCUCAGAGUUUGUUGCAAUUGUUCUCAUCAAAAUGAGGUUCUCAUUAUCAUUUAUGCUUGUAAUUGUUGUUGGAAUAUAUAGUUAUAUCAUGUGUGAGGCUAGAGAGCCUAUAUGUUCGAAAUUUGCAUAUGAAGAACAGCUUUUAGAGAAAAUGAUAAGAACUGAAAUUAAGGUAGAAACAAUGGUGAAUGAAGUUAAGAAAACUGAGGAUAAUGUCAUCAGUACGUUAGGCUACAUUAAACGAGCAGUUUCAGAUUUUACGGACAUGUUUGCGGAUAUGAAGGGAAACAUAUCGGACGAACUGUUAAAGCGAAGCGAUGAGAUCAAAAGGAGGGAAGAAUCCUUCAAGAAAUUAUUUGAGGAGACAAGAACAAACCUCACGAGUGACAUGGAAGCUGAAAGAGAAGAACUUACUCAACUAAAAGGAUCCUUCAAGAACUUAUUUGAUGAGACAAGAACCAACCUCACGAGUGAUAUGGAAGCUAAAAGAGAAGAACUUACUGAACUUCAAGGAAAACUUGAACGACCUCCGAUCGCUUUCCAUGCACAUCACGUGACAGAUUUGGUUCUUGAUAAAAAAGAUGAGAUUGUUAUAUUUACGAAAAGUGUGAUUAACGAGGGAACAGGUUAUGACACUUCCACUGGGAUUUUUACAGCGCCCGUUGGAGGACUGUACCAGUUUAUUGUUCAUACAUGUACUUAUUAUACAAAAUAUGCCUUUAUUGGUCUGGUGUUGGAAGAUAACGUUAUUGCAACAAGUUCAAACUAUGAUGAGGAUCAUUACACAUGUAGUACUGUUGGGGCAAUAGUAAGAGUAAAACCGGCAGAAAAAGUUUGGGUCAAAUCAACAUGGUCAGCUCAUAACCGCCGGCUAGAACAAGACUCAUAUAGAAUGAACACAUUUAGUGGAAUACUUGUCAAUAAUUGAAUGAAUAAUUCAUUCAACUUUGUUUCUGGCAUUAUUUAUCUGAUAUUUUACAAAUAUUCAUACAAUGAUGAUCGUAUGUGACGAAUAUUUUGAUUACCAGUCUUCAAAAAGAUUUUGCUAUGUUUAUCAGUAAACUUAAACAACUAUAUUGUCGCGUUUUCAAAUAAACAUGACAUGUAUACAUUUGUUCUUCUUGUAUGUUUUUUAUUAUCAAUAUCAUCUGAUGAAUAUCACGCGCUAUUAUAAGAUGAAUAUCAAAAAACAUCAAUAUUUGUAUCUUAUUCCUUACUUUGAAACUCUGUUCACCAACUGAUAAUUUACUGCAUUAGUUUGUUAUGGUAUAUUUUAGCUGGAUACAUAUUAUCCCAUGUUUAAAUAACUUUGGGAGGAAACAAUGAGAUGCAUGUGUGUCUGAAUGUUUUUGCAAUGACAGACAAGUGUUAAAAACCUAAAUGUAAUUAGCAAAUUUUACAGUUAAAAAAUAUGUCUCAAAUUUAUAAUGAUGUAAUGAAGAACAUGCAUUUUUUACGAAUAGUUUGGAAAUUUAUAUUUUUGUUCAUUUAAAAAAUAAUAAUCACAUACCAUGGGCGCUUUUGUGACUCAUUGAAAAUGUUUUUUCACGGCUGUACUGUGGUCGUUUGCGUUAUACAACACAUAAUAGAACAAAACAGAAAUUUAAUUAUUUGGUUUAGGAAUAACAAGCUCAUAUUACAUAAAUAUAUACAUAGACAAAGACAUCAUAUAAUACAUAAAUGACACAUGACAUUGUUAUAUCGGUUACAUGUCCCUGGGGACCGAGAACCCAGAAAACAACACAGUGUACGUUUAUUCACCACGAGCGAC
Molecule: messenger RNA, 1794 nt
Organism: Ruditapes philippinarum (Manila clam)
Lineage: Eukaryota; Metazoa; Mollusca; Bivalvia; Venerida; Veneridae
Exons: 4
Coding region: 55-951 (298 amino acids)
Molecular function (GO): protein binding
Source: RefSeq, a predicted model, not a curated record